AUGGCCUCCCAGCCCAAGAAGCCGAACGACGACUACAAAAUCAAGGACACGAAGCCCCAGCUGGGCGAGCGGUGGCCCCGCGGCGGCGGUGGCUGGCUCUCCGGCGACCGUCCCGCCGCCAGCACCUACGACCUGGUCGAGCAGAUGCACUACCUCUACGUUCGUGUCGUCAGGGCCCGCGACCUUCCCCCGAACCCCGUCACCUCCAGCUGCGACCCCUACGUCGAGGUCAAGCUCGGCAACUACAAGGGCCGCACUCACCGCUUUGAAAAGAAAACCACCCCCGAGUGGAACCAAGUCUUCGCCUUCUCCAAAGAAAAGAUCCAAUCCUCUGUUCUCGAGGUGUUCGUUCGCGACAGGGAGAUGGUCGGCCGCGAUGAUUACAUGGGUCGGGUCGUGUUCGAUUUGCACGAGGUCCCCAUGCGGGUCCCGCCCGAUAGCCCGUUGGCUCCUUUAUGGUACCGUUUGGAGAAUCACCGCGGCGAGACGAAGCCCAGGGGCGAGCUCAUGCUUGCCGUGUGGAUGGGGACGCAAGCCGACGAGGCCUUUCCCGAGGCGUGGCAUUCGGACGCUGCCUCGGUGCACGGGGAAGGGGUUUACAGCGUGAGGUCCAAGGUGUACGUUUCGCCUAAACUGUGGUACCUUCGGGUGAACGUUAUCGAGGCGCAGGACGUGGAGUCGGAGGACCGGUCCCAGCCGCCGCAGGUCUUCGUCAAGGCUCAACUUGGGCAGCAGGUGCUGAAAACGAAGGUCUGCCCGACCCGGACGGUUAACCCGUUUUGGAACGAGGAUCUCGUUUUCGUGGCGGCCGAGCCUUUCGAGGAGCAGCUCGUGCUGACCGUGGAGAAUAAGAUGAGCAGAAAGGAUGAGCUGGCGGGGAGGCUCGUUUUGCCGUUGACUGUUUUCGAGCGGCGGUUGGAUCACCGGGCGGUCGACUCGCGGUGGUUUAAUUUGGAGAGGUUUGGGUUUGGGGUGUUGGAAGGGGAGAAGAGGAAUGAGAUGAAGUUCUCGACGCGGGUACAUUUGCGGGUCUGUCUCGAAGGUGGGUAUCAUGUUUUGGACGAGUCGACUUAUUAUAUUAGCGACCAGAGGCCGACUGCUCGGCAGCUGUGGAAGCAGCCGAUCGGGAUUUUCGAAAUCGGGAUUUUGAGUGCGCAGGGUUUGGUUACGAUGAAGAAGAAUAACGAGGGGCGUGGGUCUACCGAUGCUUACUGCGUGGCGAAAUACGGGCAGAAAUGGGUGAGGACGAGGACGAUAGUCGGGAGCCUGAGCCCGAGGUGGAACGAGCAGUACACGUGGGAGGUUUACGACCCGUGCACGGUUGUCACGAUGGGCGUUUUCGACAAUUGCCACCUGGGAAACGGGAACUCCUCUGAUAAGGACUCGAGGAUUGGGAAAGUGAGGAUCAGGCUCUCGACUAUCGAGACGGAUCGAAUCUACACGCACUCGUACCCGCUGCUCGUGCUGCAGCCGAACGGGCUGAAAAAGACGGGCGAGCUCCAGCUCGCAUUCCGUUUCACGUGCCUCUCGUUGGCCCACAUGGUUUACAUGUACAGCCGCCCUUUGCUGCCGAAAAUGCACUACGUGCACCCGUUCACGGUUAGCCAGCUGGAUAGCUUGCGUUACCAGGCGAUGAACAUUGUGGCGUCGAGAUUGGGCCGGGCCGAGCCCCCGCUGAGGAGAGAGGUUGUCGAGUAUAUGCUCGACGUGGACUCGCACAUGUGGAGCAUGAGGCGGAGCAAGGCGAAUUUUUUCCGGGUCGUGUCGCUUUUUUCGGGCCUCAUCUCUGCCGGCAAGUGGGCUUCGGAGGUUUGCGCGUGGAAAAAUCCGAUCACGACUUUACUCGUCCACAUCCUCUUCUCGAUCCUUGUCUGCUACCCGGAGCUUAUACUCCCGACGGUUUUCCUCUACAUGUUUUUAAUCGGGCUUUGGAAUUUCAGGGCCCGGCCGAGGCACCCGCCCCACAUGGACCCGAAGCUGUCGUGGGCCGAGGCGGCCCACGCGGACGAGCUGGACGAGGAGUUCGACACGUUCCCGACUUCCAAAGCUCAGGAUGUGGUUCGGAUGAGAUACGACCGGCUGAGGAGCGUGGCCGGGAGGAUACAGACGGUGGUGGGUGAUGUGGCGACGCAGGGGGAGAGGUUACACGGGCUGCUGAGCUGGCGGGACCCACGGGCGACCAGCGUAUUUGUCGUGAUGUGCAUGUGCGCGGCCGUGGCGCUCUACGUGACGCCGUUCAAGAUUGUGGUUUUCUUGGCGGGUUUGUAUUGGCUGCGGCACCCGAGGUUCAGGAGCAAGAUGCCGUCCGCGCCGAGUAAUUUCUUCCGGAGGCUGUCGGCUCGUGCUGAUAGCACGUUGUAA
Molecule: messenger RNA, 2361 nt
Organism: Striga asiatica
Lineage: Eukaryota; Viridiplantae; Streptophyta; Magnoliopsida; Lamiales; Orobanchaceae
Source: the annotation of a GenBank genome assembly